AUGCCCGCAUCCACUGUCGCUGGCGCUGCGAGCGCGAUGCGCUGCACGGCGGGAACUCGCACGGCGAAGGUCCAGGGCCUCGCGUUCCGCAGGGUCUCCGCGCGCAGCCCCCUGUGCCGUCCGCGGAAGCUGCGGGCUCCGGCGCCCGCCCGACGGUGCCGUGCCGGUCGCGGGCCAGUGUGGGUCGCGGCCUCUGCCGCGCAGCCGGACUACUACGCGAUGCUGGGGGUCCAGCCGAGCGCGACGCUCAAGGAGGUGAAGCAGGCGUUCAAGAAGAAGGCGCUGAAGCUGCAUCCUGACGUGAACAAGGCUCCGGACGCACAGGAGAGGUUCCUGGAGAUGAAGGAGGCGUAUUCCGUUCUGUCUGACACGGAGAAGCGACGACAGUACGACUUCCUGCGCAACGGAGGUAUCGGGGCGGACUGGGGCACCAGCGGAGUCAAGGGUGACCAGUGGGGAGGCUUCAAGAAGGAAGAGGAGGAGUUUUACGGCCUGGACGACUUCUUCCGCGACUUGGACGAGGAGUACAAGGCAUACAGGUCGCGGCGGGGAGCGCCCAAGUCCCUGUGGGAGGAGCUGGGCGCCCUCGGUGAAGAGUUCGUCGAGUUUCUGGAGCAGGAGAGCGGCAUAGCGGACCCGAGCAAGUCGAACGGGCGCGGGCGCGCACAGUCUGGGCCGCGCGCAGGCAGCGGGAGCGCGCGCGCGUCGCAGGAGCCGCCCAGGCGCCCGCCGCCGCCGCCCCCGCCGCCGCCGAAGAAGAAGUCGAUGGACGUGGACGACGAGCUCGCGGCGCUGAAGAAGAAGCUCGGCAUGUGA
This is a messenger RNA of Pedinophyceae sp. YPF-701, 816 nucleotides long. NCBI's taxonomy places the organism in Eukaryota, Viridiplantae, Chlorophyta, Pedinophyceae. The record is from the annotation of a GenBank genome assembly.